Molecule: messenger RNA, 1918 nt
Organism: Solanum pennellii
Lineage: Eukaryota; Viridiplantae; Streptophyta; Magnoliopsida; Solanales; Solanaceae
Product: LRR receptor-like serine/threonine-protein kinase ERL1
Exons: 1
Coding region: 373-1581 (402 amino acids)
Molecular function (GO): protein binding
Source: RefSeq, a predicted model, not a curated record
UUAAAAACAUAGUAAUAAAUAAGGAGAGAUUGCUGAUUGUGCAAGCUGACAAGUGCUGAUCUGUCACUCCGAAGUUGAGGUUCGUAAUAUCCAGGUAGGCUCGUACAACCGUUUGGGGUUACGAACCUCUUCCCGAUAAACAAAAUUAAAAAGUAUAACCCAAAAAACAAUUCACUCUGUACCUCCUGUCUGUCUUGUAAAGUGACCGUAGGAACAUCAAUUCAUUCAUCUUCUUCUCUCCUAAACCAUUAAUUUCAGCCAUAACCAACAAAGCUUUUGCUUUCUUGUGAAGCAUUCCCACUUUGCCUUUGCUGUUGGUUUCCAUUAAAGACAGCCUUUCCUAUCAUUCUUCUCUUCAGCUAUACGGUAAUUAUGAUACCAUUCUUUCUUCUUCUGCUUCUUCUGCAGAGCACUAGUUUCUCUAUACAUGCCAUUUUAGACCCAAUUGAUUUCUUAGCUUUACAAGCGAUUCGAAAAGGAUUGGAUGAUUUGCCCGGUUCCAACUAUUUUGCUUCCUGGGAUUUCACUUCGGAGCCCUGUAACUUCGCCGGAGUUUACUGCGAUGGAGAUAAAGUGAUCGCCUUGAAUCUCGGUGAUCCCAGAGCAGGAUCACCAGGGUUAACUGGAAACUUGGAUCCUUCUAUUGGAAAACUCUCUGCUCUUGCGGAGUUCACGGUGGUUCCGGGUCGGAUAACCGGUGCAUUGCCCGAAAGUUUUUCUCAGUUGAACAAGCUGAGAUUUCUAGGAGUUAGCCGGAACUUUCUCUCCGGUGAUAUUCCGGCGUCAUUAGGCCUUCUCCGGGAGCUACAAACUCUUGAUCUUAGUUUCAAUCAGCUGACCGGGAGCAUCCCUUGGGCUAUUGGAGCUCUUCCGGCAUUGUCCAACAUUAUACUGUGUCACAACCACUUGUCCGGUUCGAUCCCACCCUUCGUAUCCCAAAGAUUGACCCGUUUAGACCUUAAACACAACGCACUUUCAGGUACCCUUUUGCCUAAUUCAUUUCCUUCAUCGCUUCAAUACUUGUCAUUGUCAUGGAACCAGUUCACCGGUCCAGUAGAUUAUCAGUUGAGUCGGCUGAACCAGUUGAAUUACCUCGAUCUUAGCUUGAACCGAUUCAGCGGGUGCAUUCCGGGAAUUUUAUUUACUUUUCCACUGACAAAUCUUGAGCUGCAAAGGAAUCAAUUUUCGGGUCCGGUUUUGCCGAUUUCAGAGGUGAGAAUUCCGACGGUGGACAUUAGCUUUAACAGGUUUUUCGGGGAGAUAUCUCCGUUGUUGUGUAAUGUGGAGAAUUUGUAUCUGAACAAUAACCGGUUUACGGGUGAGGUUCCGGCGUUGUUGGUGGAGCGUUUAUUAUCUUCAGGAAUCCAAGUUUUAUAUUUACAGCAUAAUUUUCUGACGGGGAUUGAGAUAAAUCCGAGGGUGGAAAUUCCGGUGAGCAGUUCCUUGUGUUUGCAGUAUAAUUGCAUGAUUCCGCCGGUUGAGAGCGCUUGUCCUUUGAAAGCCGGGAAGCAGAAGAGUAGGCCUACAAAUCAGUGUGUGGAGUGGAAGGGGCAGCAAAACAAGAAUACUACUACUGGAUAAAUAAAUCAUCCAUUAUUCUUUCGUUGAAUUCAAUUUCAUUCUAUAUAAAAAAAAGAGUUAGUAAAUGUGCAUAAAGGAGAGAAAAAUCCCAUCUCUGUGUGAAGCAGCCAAAAGAGUGACCAACAAUUUUGGCAUUUUAUUUUUGUGAUAGCUAGCCUAUUGAAUUUACGGAUCUCAAAUUGAAAGAGAUUAUAUUAUAUAUUCCUUCCUUUCCUUUUUAGUUUUUGUGGAUGACACAAAAUAGAUCAAUGCUGCUACUGAUUGUUUGUUUUUCAUUGGGUUGAGAUUCAAGUUACCCUUCUCCUCCACUUAUUAUAUAUAAUGUUUGUUUGGGAUA